AUGAUCAAGAACGAAAGGCAGUACCGGAUCACCCGCAGGCAGGCAGACCGUUUCGCGCAGACCCUGGAGGGGUUUAGGGAGAGACCGGAGGGAGCUAAUGGGAUGCAUCCCCUGAUCGCGCAGGCCCAGGUGGAUGCGGUCAGCAGCCAGCUGGCCGAUCUUGAGGCCGAGUUGCGGGAGUACGAGGCGAUCAAGGAGGGAGCGUUUCAGGUGGAGGCAUUGCGGAUGGUGGGGGACCUGCCUGCAUUGCUCAUCAAGGCCCGCAUCGCCCGAGGACUGACCCAGAGGGAGUUGGCGGAUCGCAUGGGAUUGAAGGAGCAGCAGAUACAGCGAUAUGAGGCCACAGAUUACGCCACGGCCAAAUGGUCUCGCAUCAGGGAGGUGGCGGGGGUGCUCAGCAUUGAACUCGGCAGCUCGGACGCGCCGGUGAAAGCUCUCCAGUGA
Messenger RNA from Geodia barretti, 444 nucleotides. NCBI's taxonomy places the organism in Eukaryota, Metazoa, Porifera, Demospongiae, Tetractinellida, Geodiidae. The record is from the annotation of a GenBank genome assembly.